AUGGUCAAAAGAGGAAGUGAUCGCGAAAGAGAAAGUGAAAGUUGUGACCGCGACAGGAGGGACCACGAGAAAAGCGGGCGAGAUCUGAGUGAACGCAAAGAGAAGUUUGACGCGUACACUCAACUCACCACAUCUAGAAGCCAGAUCUAUUUAAUGAAUAAAGAUAGCGAUAAAUGGCAGCGUCCGAAGCAGAUGUUCCACAAGAAUCAGGACAAGAGUAAAUGGUGUGAUUUCCACGGGGAUCACGGCCACCUGACUGAGGACUGCCGGCACUUAAAGGAUAAUCUGGAGGAUUUGGUGAGAAGAGGAUAUUUCAGCCAGUAUAACGCCCAAACUAAGGAAGGAGAUCUGGUGAAGCCGGUAAACCAGACGGUUCAGUCAAGGAUCAGUGAGAUUCAUGUGAUAAGUGGUGUACCCAUUCAUGGCGGAAGCGUGAACGGGGCAAAGGCAAGUUUAAAAGAGUUCAGACACAAAGUUAAUUUCAACGACCGCCAGCCAUGCCGAAUCCUGGUUGACGGAGGAAGUUCCGCCAACAUAUUAUACCUUUCAGCAUUUGAGAAGCUGAUGAUAGGACCGGAGCAUUUGAAGCCCGUCCGAUACCCAGUAAUAGGGUUCACAGGGGCAUCUGUGACCCUAGAGCGCCUAUUGAGCCUCCCGGUCCGAAUUGGACAUGAUGCCGAACCCCGAGAUGUGAUGACGGAAUUCCUAGUGGUUGACGUACCUGGAGCUUAUAACGCCAUCACUGGGCGUCCUAUCAUCCACGACGUUCAAGGAAUUGUCUCUAAAUAUCACCUUACUAUGUUGUACGUCUCUAAUGUGGGGACGACAACCAAGUUGAAGGGAAAUCAAGAGGCAGCUAAGUCAUGA
Messenger RNA from Beta vulgaris subsp. vulgaris (sugar beet), 867 nucleotides. RefSeq lists its product as uncharacterized. The record is from RefSeq and is a predicted model, not a curated record. NCBI's taxonomy places the organism in Eukaryota, Viridiplantae, Streptophyta, Magnoliopsida, Caryophyllales, Amaranthaceae. Bases 1 to 867 code for a protein of 288 amino acids. The transcript is spliced from 2 exons.